Messenger RNA from Priceomyces carsonii, 3618 nucleotides. Its product is annotated as mRNA-binding protein. Lineage: Eukaryota; Fungi; Ascomycota; Pichiomycetes; Serinales; Debaryomycetaceae. The record is from RefSeq and is a predicted model, not a curated record. Bases 1 to 3618 code for a protein of 1205 amino acids. The transcript has a single exon.
AUGUCAUUUAAUAACCCAGAAGGAGACACAGCGAUUGAAUAUGACUUAAUGGAAGAGAGGUUGUCGAAAAUAAGAACACAAAUCAACUCCAAAUUAGAAAAUCAAAAGAAUCUUGCAGUUAUUUUGUCUGCGGUUGAAGAAAACCUAGAAGAACAAAAGAAUGAAAAGACACCGGUGGCAUAUUUUGUCUCAUUUUUGUCACUUUUAGAUGAGUCAGUGACAGAGGAUGCUGUCACCGAUAUUAAUAUAGCGACGUCUACGGCAUACUUUUUAGAUAUCGUAUUUCCAUUUACUCCAAAAGCUUUGCUACAAUCUAAAUUUGGAGAUAUAUUGGUAAAAUUGGCUGUUCCGUUGACACAUCAAGAUUCAGGAGCUCCAUUAGUUAGAUCCACAAUAGGGGCUUUAGAAAGUUUGUUAUUGGCACAAAAUCAUCAGCAAUGGAUCUCUUCUGGAUCUGUAUCUCCUAAACGAGCUCUCGUUGGUUUGUUGGAAUUAUCAUUUGAUCCAAGACCAAAAGUCCGUAGAAGAGCUCAAGAAUCUGUGCAUAAGAUAUUAAUGAAUCCGCCAACAUCUCCUUCUCCCAUACAUGUCGCGUCGCCUCUUGUUGGAGAUAUUUCAUUAAAGAGAUUAGUGAGUUUGAUUGAAACCAGCAAGGGAAAGAAAAGUGGGCAACAAAAUAAAGAAACAAAUUCCCAGGUUAUACAUGCUUUGCAACUCAUCAGUUCAAUAACCUCAGCAAAUUCGUGGCCAUCGGCCCUCAUUGAGAAUUUGUGUGACGUGUUACUCGAUAUCUCAAAAACAUCAGAUCAAUAUUUGGUUUCUGCUGCAUUUUCUGCUUUCGAAGGCUUGUUCAAAUCUAUGUCUAAUAUUAUAGACAUCGAGAAGUUCAACAAGGUAUUAACAAUAAUAAUUGAGUUGAAACCCUCUAUCAAUGACCACCAUUUGGCAGCUUCUUGGUUGGCAGUCGUUGCCAGAGCUCUCGAAAGCUACUCUGUUUUGUCUCCUGAAGUAUGUUUGCAACAACUACCAGACAUUUUGCCUAUUAUUUCUCUGUUUUUGGGAUCCGAGUCGAAGAGCAUAUAUUAUUCUGCAGCACAAUGCUUUAUAGCAAUCAUAUCCCAGACGAUUCCAGAUAAAUAUUUAUUAGAGCCUUCGUCUGAGAAUGGCAUAUCUACUGAUGUUUACGACCUCAUGGAGACUUUGACCUCCUUUUUAGGAGCUCAUUUUGAAAAGGAGCUUCUUUCUAUUAAAUACCAGCAUGCUACAAAAGAAGUCUUGGGCAUUGUGACAGCUUGCAUCUCAAAAUUAAGAAGCAGGAGCAAUCCUGAUCUUUUGGGAGCAUUAGAAAUCAUUGGAGACUGGAGGACCAACGAAACAGAAACUUUUCCUUAUAACAAAGAGGCAGAGGAGACUAUCGCAGCUUCGAUAUCUGCAAUAGGUGCGGAAGUUGUAUUAAAUGUAUUACCUUUGAAUUUAAGAAGCUCGAAUCAAACAGGAAGAGCUUGGCUACUUCCACUCCUUAGAGAUAAUGUCAGAUUUUCAGAGUUGAACUACUACAGGAAGGAAAUACUACCUUUAACUGACUUUUUUAAAGAGAAAAUAUCAAAUAGCGAUACAAAAGCCGCUUUUCACAAUAAAGUUUUCCAAACUAUAAUAGACCAAAUUUGGUCAAUUCUUCCACAUUUUUGUGAUCUUCCCAAAGAUUUAAGAAUAGCAUUUGAUGAUGGAUUUGCGGCGGCCCUUGCAGAUUUGAUGUACUCUGAUAUUAGUUUGAGGGUUCCCAUAUGCCAUGCUUUGAAAUUACUCGUGGAGUCUAACCUAAUCUACAGCGAAGGUGCGCUCGAAGACGACUUAUUGAUGCUACAAGAGUUACCAAUUGAAGAAUCCAAAAGGAAUUUGGAGUAUUUAUCCGCCAUGGCUGCGAAUAUUUUAUCGGUCUUGUUUAAUGUGUUCUCGUCCACCUUGUCUGAAUCAGCGGGUUUUAUCUUAGAGACAAUUGAAGUUUACCUUCAAAUAGUACCCAAAAAUGAGUUAGAAGUUACAUUCAAUAAAGUUUGUGUCUUACUUAAAGAAUCAAUGGAUAGCGAAAUUACAGACUUUAAGUCUAAAUCUCAAAGCGAUAAGAAUGUGGUUCCAAAAAUGAGUGUAAAAAUGUUAGACUUGAUUGUAUCUAUGGCGAAGUAUAUUCCAGAAUCUUCUUUCAAUGCACUUUUUGCAAUUUUUCAAACUACAGUCUCUUCAAAAGACAACUUACUAUUCCAGAAAAGAUCUUACAGAAUCCUCACAAAAUUGGCUGAGACUGAAAAAGGCUCAAAUGCAAUUCAGCAAUAUAUCAGUGAUCUUGUGGAAGUCUUCAUAACAACUUCGGAUACUACCCAGAACUCUGCAAGGCCUUCUCGUUUAGCAGCUAUCUCCUUAUUGUUUGAUUUAUUACCACAGGAUAAUUUAUAUUUUAUUCCAGCGAUUUUGCAGGAAAUAAUCAUGUCAACUAAAGAUGUCAACGAGAAAUCUAGAUCCUAUUCUUAUGAAAUUUUAAUAAAGAUGGGCCAUUUAAUGUUGAAUGGGGGAGUCAUCGAUAACAGCAAAGUUCCUGGGUUCCCUUCAGGCGCUGAACCGACUCAGGCUACAUUGAAUGAAUAUUUCACUAUGGUGAGUGCUGGUUUAGCGGCACAAUCUCCCCAUAUGAUUUCCGCAACAAUAACUGCUCUCUCUUGCUUGGUAUAUGAGUUCAAGGAUGAACUCCCGCAUGAAACUUUAUUAGAAAUCGCUUCAACGGUAGAAUUGUUUUUAACGCACAACGCCAGAGAAAUUGCAAAAUCUGCCAUUGGAUUUGUGAAAGUAGAGAUUCUUUCGUUACCAGACGACAUAAUCAAGCCAAAUUUAGGUAAUAUGCUUGAAAAGUUGAUGAGAUGGUCCCAUGAACAUAAAGGGCACUUCAAAUCGAAGGUUAAGCAUAUAUUGGAACGGUUAAUUAGAAAGUUUGGAAUAGAAGAUAUUCAUGAAGCAAUGCCUGAGGAAGAUAAGAAGCUUAUUACAAGUAUCAAGAAGGCUAAAAAUAGAGCAAAGAAUAAACAGACUAACACUCAAGAGAACAAAGAAGGUGACAAAAAUUUCGUAUCGGCUUACGAGGAAGCUUUGUAUGACUCUGAUGAUUCUGACGAUAAUCAAGAUAAUUACGAGUCAGAAACGAAAGGUCCAGCUAAGCAGUUUAUUUUGGACACCGGCGAUGAACCACUCGACUUAAUGGAUCGCCAAUCCCUAGCUCAUAUUUCCUCUUCAAAGCCGAAGACUAUAUCGAAGUCUGAAGCUUCCAAUAGGAAAUCGGAAUUCAAAACCAAAAAUGGAAAGUUGGUAUUUAAUGAUGAUAAUUUGGAUGAUGACAUUUUGACUAAAAAUGGAUCUGGGAUUGAUGCAUACUUGGAUGCAGUUAAACAGGCUCCUAUCAGAGGCCAAAGAAAUAAACUUAAAUUCAAAAAAUCGGGAAAUAACUACGAAUCAGAUGAUUUUGAAGAGGAAGACAGCUUAGUUCCUGAAAAGAAACCUUCCAGAAGCCGUAAUAUUAAUAAAUCCAAAAUAUCGAAGCCAAAACAUAAAUUUAAAAGCAGGAAAAAAUUCUAA